This is a messenger RNA of Cladophialophora immunda, 639 nucleotides long. RefSeq lists its product as uncharacterized. Lineage: Eukaryota; Fungi; Ascomycota; Eurotiomycetes; Chaetothyriales; Herpotrichiellaceae. The coding region runs from base 1 to 639 and encodes 212 amino acids. The transcript has a single exon. The record is from RefSeq and is a predicted model, not a curated record.
AUGGCAAACGCAGUUUUCUCGCCCAGCGACCCAGCCUCACCACUGUCGAUCUCACCUCAUGAAACCGCUGUGUUGCUCAUGGAUUACCAGAACAUGAUUCUUGCGAGGAUUGGGGACGUGGCUGCCAAUAGUGUCAUAAACAUUGCAUCACAGAUGCGCGACUGGGCGCUUCAUAAAGAGAUGACCGUCUUCCACUGCCUCGUCGAUACCUCACCCGGCUCAAAGCCUCCUGCACAUUCGAAGAUCUCGGCCGAAUGGAAGAUGUACGAAGCCAAGUUUUCCGAAAUGCCUUGGCUGGGCCGUGAAGCGGAGUCACUGGCGGUCAGAAAACCUCUCGAUCGGGAGCUCACCGUCCUGAGAACACCGGGCUUCAUCUCCGCCCUUGAAUCACACGGACUGUCGAACUUGCUAAAAGAAAAGGGAAUCAAGUCACUCAUCAUCGGCGGGAUAAGCACUUCUGGCUGUGUCCUGAGCACCGCUCGCGCUGCGACGGAUCGUGGGUACAUCGUGACUGUGAUGGAGGACGCAUGUUUUGAUCCAGUUCCGGGCUUGCAUGGUAUGCUAGUCACACAUGCCUUGCCUAUGGGCGCUCACGUGGCAACGUCGUGGGAAAUCCAGAACGCAUGGAAGAUUCUGUAA